AUGGUGGAUCGGCGGAGCACCUCCUUGGAGCAGCACCUGAGGGAUGAGCGGGCAGCGUAUGCCAAUCUCGCUUUGCUGAACAUACAAUUGAGUGCUCUUCUUGAUCGCUUUUAUCGUGAGUGGCGCACGUUAGAGUCCAAGCGGCAGAUGCUUAUCGACGAGUUGGAGCAUCAUAGCCGUGUUAUUCGGGAGCAUCGAAGACAUUUGGAGUUGACUUUGUUUCCACCAGAGGUGCGAGCAUGGGUGCAGGCUGCAUUGCCCGAAGAGGAGGCAGCCUUGGAGGAAGAUGACACAAAACUGGAUGCAUUUUAUGAACCUUUUUCCGACACUUUGUGCUCAAAUCUCCCUGCCACAGGAAAGACACGGGUAGUGUUUGAGGAAGCCAUCACACGACAGGUUGUGUGCUGGGAGGAGAUGAACGGCGCUGUCGCGGAGUACAGGGAGCGACCGGCUCCGUCACGUUUGACGCGGGUUAGCCCUCAACCAGGACUUUUGUUACACUCGUGUUUUUUACCGUAUAGGAGACCGCAAACAGCUGAAUUGUGUCGUCGAGCUGUGGGCGGAGAUGUUGUCGUCAUGAAGAGCCCCGAACCGAGUGUAGGCCGUGUACUUGUCUCCAUGCAUGUUGUUCACCGCGGUGACACCAUCAUGGUGGAAACCCCGCUCUUUACUUCUCCUACGACAACAUACGAGGGAGAUUGUUAUGUGGAGUGUCUUCCGCCAGCUAUUCGGGAUGCCAUGAAUGUGGUUUUGCAUCAGUCCAAUGUCUUUGCGGCACAAGGGUGGGAUACACGUCUUAUUCGCCCAUUCUAUGAAUGGUUAACGGAGUUGGUGUUUGGUGAGAAGCGAGAUGAGUUUGCGCAGCGAUGGGAGGAACUUGGCUGCCCGGUGGAAGAUGCUGAUCCCACAUUCCUUUCAAAAUUGUCUGAUCUAGCACACUUCUUGUGGAUGAGUCUUCCGUUCUCACUUUCAUCAGUGGUGGCGAGUGAGGAGCGCGUGCUUUUAUUUUUUGUAGCCCUUAUAACUAAUGCCAUGAGCUACGGUGGGGGCAUCUUGGCUGAGGAAGACAACGUUUACGACGUGGCAAACGGUCUUUGUUUUGCCCCUCUUGAGGCACGACUGAGCAUUUUUGGAGGAAUUUCGUUGAUUGAGCACAGUUGUCAGCCCAAUGCAGUGUUAGUGUUUCGCCAUGGAUGCGCUCCAGAGAGCACUGUUUUCGCCGAGUUGCGGGCCACGCGUACGAUCGCGAUUGGGGAGCGCAUUACGAUUGCGUAUUUGCCAACGUUUCUUCCAAGGGAGGAUAGGCAGAAGCAGUUGCGAGGCAAAUUUUUUUUUUCAUGUGCUUGCGAGCAGUGUACCACAGGGUUCGAUACAACGCGGAUGAUGCUUGCCUCAAGUGAGUCACGCGAAGAAAGAGUAGUCAUGUGUCCAAAGGGCCACGGGGCGGAGUGGACGCUGUGGAUGUUGAGUUUGCAUCCCUCGGUGCACGGCUUGAGGGAGCUCGGGAAGUCAUACCGCUACGAUGACGCCCAUGUCCUGGAUGCCAUCCACGACGAGGCAGUGUUUCGAGAAGAGUUGAAUACCACAGACAUGGGAAGCCUGGAUGCUCUGGCGCUGAAUGCAGAAGUGCAACAACUUACGGAGGUGUUGCAUGGUGAAGCAAAAAGCAGGAUUGUUCCACUUCACCACCUCUUUCUGCUUCGAGCACUGCAAAUGGCGGCGGUCACUAAGUCCAACUUUUCUCAGUUCAACGUUGACACUACGGAGUCUGUGUUGGUAUUUAUCUGUGAACUGUUGCAGAAGCUGGCAGAGAUAGUCUUUGUCCUGCCUAACUGGUUUACCACGGAGCUUCUUCGUAGUGAGACACCUACUGGUGUGCUUUCUGACGAUCUGGGCGAUCGACUAUUGGAGAGUGGCAGUAACCGUCGGCGUGGCGGGACGCGGCAACCGUGGCAGGAGCGCCUCACUACACAUUCGUUGCUACAUCCGCAUGCUACACUUUUGGUCUCUCUCUUGGAGUAUUACGCCGCACUUCGUGAGAAGGCGGGAAACAUUGAGGCAGCACUAAAUGCAUGGACGGCAUGUGUUAUUUUGCUGCGAUACGGGAUGUGUCAGGGGGCUUCUGAACGCUGCCUUAAAGCUCAGCUGAAGGCUCUGCAAUGCCGUCAGCGACAACAACAACCGCAGCAGAAGGUUUCCGGUUAG
Messenger RNA from Trypanosoma rangeli, 2205 nucleotides. Its product is annotated as putative SET and MYND domain-containing protein 1 isoform X2. NCBI's taxonomy places the organism in Eukaryota, Euglenozoa, Kinetoplastea, Trypanosomatida, Trypanosomatidae. The coding region runs from base 1 to 2205 and encodes 734 amino acids. The record is from RefSeq and is a predicted model, not a curated record. The transcript has a single exon. Gene Ontology annotation, molecular function: protein binding.